Molecule: messenger RNA, 885 nt
Organism: Caenorhabditis bovis
Lineage: Eukaryota; Metazoa; Nematoda; Chromadorea; Rhabditida; Rhabditidae
Source: the annotation of a GenBank genome assembly
AUGAAUGAACUUUCUAAUCGUCAGAAAGAUAUGAAAGAAGACUUUGAAGAAGCGAACAAAUUGUUUAAUUCUAAGCUUAAAUUGUUAGAUGAUUAUGUAGAGAAGACGCAUAAGCUAGAACAAUCUGUUAAUCAUCAACAGCAGCAAAUAGAAAACGUGCAACAUCAGCGAAUUCAAACUAGUCAUGUGAUUUAUCAUGAGCCGGAGAUAUCUGUACUGGAGACAACGCCAAUUCGCCAAAAGACCAUCGACGUGCGCCCGCCGGGUGUGAACGUUGCCAAUAGUCUCUUGGGCGCGACGAUUGAUCAGAGCUGCUCUUCCCGCACGGUUUCUUCGCGUGAUGGAUUGCUAUUUGAUAUGCUCAGUUAUUUUAUUAACUUUAAAUCGGGAUAUGUCCUUCUUGACCGUGAAGUUCUCACACCGGGUGAGACUUGGUGUACCUAUGACGCAAAACCAACGUUGACUAUAAAUCUUGCCAGAUUUGUUCACCCAACGGCAGUUUCUUAUCAGCAUGUCAAAUGGAGUGGAAUCAUACCCAACUAUGCACCAAAGAUUUAUGAUGUGGUGGCUUGUCAUUCACCAUGCUGUACUGAAUUCACUCCUGUGGCCUUGAAUUGCCGCUAUGAGACAUCUGAAGAUGGCGAAGAUAUUCAAGAGCAGUUUUGUCAUGUUACGGUAAGUGUCCAUCUCGAACCUAUUAAUCGUGUUCAGUUCAGAUUCCGAGAGAAUCAGGGGAAUAUUACCAAGACUUGUGCUUAUCUUGUUCGUGUAUACGGCCAUGUUGCCGAAAAUCCGAAGCAAGAUUCUGUCCAGACGGAAACCGAACAAUCCAAAUCUGCUAUUCAUAACUAUAUGCCAUCGUUUGACUAUUUCACGACUGAAUAG